AUGACGGGUGCCUCGGCUCUGCUUGGCGUCGGCGUCGCCUUGCAUCCGUCGGAGGCCGGCAAGGACGUAGUGUCCGUGGAGCCGCCCGAGAUGCUCACGUCCGGCGCUGUCCGCGUUGACAUCAACCAUGCGAUAAGCCUCUACACCUUGUCCGUGUUCUCGGCGAAAAAGGCUCUGAGCAAGCAGUUCGUGCCGUCAGUGUACGCCACCAAUGUGGUCAAGUUCGCGACCAACAUCGAGAAGCUCGGCGAGGUGAAGCCCCAUAUGGCCGGCGACACUAAGAUGGACGUUGUAAAUGGGCAAUCGCCGUUUCUGGAGUUUUUGACCGAAGUGUUCGCCGACACCAAGACGUCGCUAUUCGCUGGGGAGGGAUCGGAAGUGUUGAUAGAGGCGCCACACAUCGUCGACAAGGUUAUAAAGCUUGUGACGAGCGAAGAGGCACACACCGUUCUCAACUACCUCUGUGUACGACUCAUGAUCCAGACGUCGGCGUUCAUUCCGGAAUCGGAACUAACCACUUUCUACGCGACGAUGGUCUACGGCAAGCGGCGGGAUGCGAUGCGUCGCUGGGAGCUCUGCGUUCGCGUCGUGGACAAGGCGCUCUUUCCGCUCGUCUCCGCGUCCCUAGUGGCCCAGCUGCGAGCGUCGGUGGCCAAAUAUGCCGACCUCGCUCGCGACAUAAUGGCCGCGUUCCAGCGGAGCACCGACACGUCACCAUACUUCGACGCCAACUCCAAGAGCGCCGUUCGCAGUCUUCUGGCCGGCAUCCAAAUGCGUGUGUUCGGCCCGCAGUGGUUGAGUGAGCCUAGCCUUGUAGACGCCUACGAACGAAGCCUACCGGCCAUAAAGAAAGAUCAGAAUGGGCUCGAGACGUUCAUGGCCCUCCAUGAGCACACCUUCCUGGACUCCCUGGCACGCGGCUCUGCGCAGCGCUGGCGCAGGUCAACCUUCGCGUUCGACUGUUGGUACGAACCGCACCCGAACACCGUGUAUGUGCCGCUGCUGGUGUUCAACGUGUUGCAGGAUUUCGCUGGCGGCGCGAGCCCCCUGCAGAUUCCGCGGGCCGGUCCUCGCGUGGGCAAAUGUCUCUUCGAUAUGCUCAUGCUUCACCUAUCCACUGACGUAGGGCUUGACGAAGCGCCGGAAAAGCAAGGCGAUAGCUGGCUGACGGCUCAGGCGCGCGCCAAACUCCAGGACGUCGAGUUGUGCCUGGAGGGUGUGCAGGCGUCGGUCGCCACCGGAUUCGAUCGGUUCCGCGACGUGCUGGUUCUUCGUGCUGCGCACGGUCACUUCAGGGCGAGCGAGGACAAGACGAGCAAGGCGCUGUCGCUGCGCCUGAAGAACGGACGCAUGCUGACGGACGACCAGCUCUUUUUUAUCUUUGCCAUACUACAGACGUGUCGGAAGAGCGCCGACCAAAAGCUACACGCGGAGGCCGGAUACGAGUGGCUCGUGGCCUUGCGCAACAAUGACGAUUUUACAGCUUCGUACAAUUGUUCCAAGGACGAAGCAAUGAACCCAGACCACAAAUGCUAG
Messenger RNA from Dermacentor andersoni, 1536 nucleotides. Lineage: Eukaryota; Metazoa; Arthropoda; Arachnida; Ixodida; Ixodidae. The record is from RefSeq and is a predicted model, not a curated record.